GCUUGUACUCAGAAACAUGGAGAUACACACAAGAAAAAAGACCAAAAUAUUGGGGAUUGUAUAUGAGUAUGUAUAUUUUAGUAGUUAUAUCGACUAUUUCCUUAUAUGCACAAGCCAAUAAUGUUUUUACUUUAAAGGAAUACAAUUGGCAAGUUUGUACACAAGAGAGUGAAUUUGUAAUUAUCUCUUCUAUGGACAGAAGUGUUCUGGAGUAUAAUCUUAAUAGUGCAAUUUGCAUACGAGUCACUACAAGAGCAGAGAAGCUGGAUACUCUCGCCCCUUCAUGUAUAGAGUUAGAUGAAUUUCUUUCCCGAUGGCUGCUCAGAGUAAAUGAAGUUAUAAUAAAACGGCCAGAGCUUAUCACUAACCAGCUAAUAACAAUACUUACACGCAUUCCAUCACUGGAAACUGUAUGCAUGGCUAUUAAUAAACAGGAAAACUAUACAAUUACUGCCUGCCUUUCUAACCUGACAAAAUGCUAUGGACUUAAAACACUUAUUCUGGAUAUGAAUUAUGUCACACUAUCACAGGACAUUACUUUAACCCUUCCAAAAACAAAAACGUUUUUCUUCAGGAAUUACUUCUUCAACAUGGGCCUAUCCCUACUUGAUAUGGAAUCUGCAGAAGAAAUCUCCAUAAGUGCCGAAAGAGUAAGCAAUCUGAGAAUAGAUUAUUCUUCAAUAACGCUAGUACCAGGCACACUGCGCUUAGUUAUAUAUACAAAUUACAUGGGAAGUAUUCCUCUGGUUGUAAUAUGCAAUCCAAAUAUAUAUUUAGAGGUGAUAUAUUUGAGUAAAACCCCAUUCUCAGCACAGAAUAACACUGUGAUCAACUCAUUUGAUGGUAUUCUUCCUGGGUACAGUGCAUACAUAAACAAAGUUUUUUCAUACUUAGUCAUACAGAAGGAGCAAGUUGUAUUCUGCUGUUAUAAACCAUUCAAAAAAUGGAGUAUACUUCUCAAGCACAUAUCAACCACACACAUAUGCAAUAAUGUCACUAUUAUCACAUACAAUGCACUAAACCAGAAAAGCACUCUUUCCAUCCCCGGCAGGAACCAGUGCAUAUCUGAAAUGUGCAUACUCACUCCACAAGAAGAAGAUCAAAUAACAGAAUUUCUUCAAUUAGUGACUAUUAUUAAUUUAGAAAUAUUUGUGAAUGGCGCAUGCAUACGGCUAUUAAAAGAGAACUUUCCGAAAGAGAAGAGAAACUGGACGAACUUCCUCAGGCUAAUCCACACACUUUCUUUUUCAGACUUACAAGGCAGGCAUGAAAUUCCUUUUUGCUUUUAUAAGUUAUACAGACUCAGAUCACUCAGUGUGUAUAACAGUCAAAUACCAAACCUUCUAGAAGUACUUGUCUCUAUGCCAGGCCUCAGAGUGAUUAUUGUAGAGAACUGUAUAUUUAAUCAUGCAAACACAUACGUACUCCAUCAGUACAUUACUAGAUCGGUCUAA
Nematocida parisii ERTm1 is the source of this 1454-nucleotide messenger RNA. RefSeq lists its product as uncharacterized. Bases 63 to 1454 code for a protein of 463 amino acids. Lineage: Eukaryota; Fungi; Microsporidia. The transcript has a single exon. The record is from RefSeq and is a predicted model, not a curated record.